GCAUGCACCCCCAGCUGGGCGAGCCCAGCCCAGCCGCGCCGCCUCCCCGGGGAGCUCCCGCCGCGCAACAGUUGCCCCCAAAUCGUGGCCGCCCCUGCCCCGCCCCGGGGGAGCCCCCUCGGCGCCGGGAGGAGGAGGAGGAGGCAGCGAGGGCGGCUCGGGGGUUGCGCGGAGCCGCCGCCGCUUUGCAGCGCUGAGCACCGGCCGUUCUCAUCGCUGCCGCCGCCCGGAGCCGGGAGAAGAAGCUUCUCGGAUCCCGGCUUCUCGGUUCCCCGCAGCGAUGGAGCGGGGCGGCGGGGCCCCGGUGCGGCCCCUCUCCGCCGGGCGCUGCUGUCCCCUCCUUCGUCUGCGGGAGCGGAGCAGCCCCGCCGCCGCGCACCGGCCCCCCUGCUAGGCUGCCGGGGGCACCGAGCCCUAUCCCGCACCCUCUGAACCCCUUGUGCAUCCUCCCAACCCCUCGUCCAUCCCUUUGUGCAUCCCCCCAACCUCCUGUGCACCCCUAACCCCCUCUCGCAUCUUCCCCACCCCUUUGUGCAUCCCCCUGUGCACUCCCAAACCCUUUGUGCAUCCCGUCCAUCCCCUUGUGCACGCCGCAUCCCCCUUGUGCUCCCCUCCCGUGGCUUCCAUCCCCAAACCCCCUUCCUUCCCUUGCAUGCAGCCCCAGAGCUGCGGGAGCUGGGGCCACACACCAUGGGCACCAAGCAGACCAAGGGUUGCCAGCCGGGCAGUGCUGCGGAGAGCCCCCCGGCCCACCACCGCAAAAAAGUACCCCCCAGGGAAAGGGGGGACUUCCUCACCUCCCUCGUGGUGAAGUCCGGCGAGAAGUUUGGGAAGGGUGGUGGCAGCAGCUUGCCCCCUUACCACCGGCGGAUCUGCAUGAUCCAGGACAUGCUGGUGCUGGUGAAGCAGGGGAAGCAGGAGGAGGCCACCGAGCUGCUGAGGCACCUGCGGCAGGAUUUAGGAAUGGAGUCCACCUCUCUGGAUGAUGUCCUCUAUCGGUACGCCAGCUUUCGAAACCUUGUGGAUCCAAUCACUCAUGACUUGAUCAUCAGCCUUGCUAGAUACAUCCACUGCCCCAAACCGGAGGGGGACUCUCUCGGGGCCAUGGAGAAGCUUUGCCGGCAGCUCACCUACCACCUCAGCCCCCACUCGCAGUGGAGACGCCAGGGCAUCAUGAAGAGGAAACCGCAGUCCUGCUUGAAAGCCGUCUUGAUGGGGAAGCCUCAGGACAACACGGUGGACUUGUCGGGCAUCCCGCUGACACUGAAAGACUUGGACCGCGUCACGUCCUACCUCCAGCACAGCUCGGAGCACAUCGACACGGUAGAGCUGUGCUUCACGGAGCUGACGGACGACAUGCUGCUGCAACUGCUGCCGGCGCUCUGCGUGCUGCCCCACCUCACCACCCUCUCCCUCAACGGCAACCGGCUCACCAAAGCCAUCCUACGGGACCUCACCGAAACCCUCAAGGACCCCAAGAAGUUCCCCAGCGUCACCUGGAUUGACCUCGGCAACAACGUGGACAUCUUCUCCUUGCCGCAGCCCUUCUUGGUCAGUCUGAAGAGACGAUGCCCAAAGCAAGGCAACUUGCCAACCAUUCUGGAGUUCGGGGAGGGGCAGGUAAGUGAUCUGGAGAGCCAGGAUGGCCUGGCCAAGAGCCAGGAGGACCUGCGAGCUGGACCAUGCAAGACUGAUAACACAGGCUCGCAGCAGACGGACAGAAUAGUCGAGGUUGGGGAGCUCCCCAACUUGGAGCGAGGUGCCGUGACGCCACAGACAUGAUGUCCAGCUCCGUGGCCAUUGGGUGGGCACGUUGAGCAAGGAUGACUUAAAACUGAGACCUGAGUGUCAGAGUUCUCGGCAAAGGGUUAAUUCACACAGUGGGAUGCUUGGGGAUCCGGACUGCUGCCUUCCUCCCGUACAACAAAUGUCAACUGUUUCACAGAACACAUAAAGGUGAUGGUGUUGAAUACUCGUGUUUUAUGAAAGCUGGCCAGGUGUUUUUGAACAUUAGUGAUGUGCUAUGCUUUUUAACCUCCCAAAAAUGCAUCUCCAAGGUGAUGUGAUAUAAGGCCCUGAGAAAAAGCACAAAAGGGGAGAAGAAGGUGCCCUGACUUCGCAGGAAAGGGCUCCCCAUCCUUAGCACUGGAUCUAGCCAGACCCCAGCUGCUCUCCCACGCUCAAUGGACAGACAGCAGUCACCCCAAAGCAGACUGUGCCAAGAGAAACCUUAAAUCCUUUCCAAUCCUGACUUCAGGAGUUGCUGAUGAAUAGCAGCCUGUCUGCAGAGGUACAACAACAGUCUGAUCGCACACUAACCAGGGGUGUUUCUCUUAAUAUUGUGAGCCAGCCCAAGGGGAGAGCUUUGAUUUCCCGCUGCAGAGCUAAAUCCCAGCACACUGUGUCUGGACACGGCUCUUCCCCUCCAGCCUUACCAAAAUUGGGCUGGCACUUGCACAUGUCCAGUAUUUAUUCAGAUGUAAAAUCCAGUUUACCACCAGCUGUGCUGUUGUAGUAACUCCAGAGCUUUCCAUGUGGUACCUUGAACCAGCAACACUGAGACUGCUUGGUCCAUUUUGGGGAGCAAUCUGCAAAAUCUGGAGCCAGGGCUCAGCUCAGGCUCAUUGGUCUUGCUGACAAAGGAAACCACAAUACUGAAGGUUUAUAAAAGGGUUCAUCCCUGUAUCACUGCCACUGAGAGCUGGGCAGACACAGCCAGCCAGAGAUUUAAAGCCUCAGAAAGGCUGUUGGGUCACUUGGUGGUGGCCAUCGACCCCAGACCAGAAGUGCUUUGUUUCUAAGAUGCCAGUUUGUUUUUUUCUAACAAACAUGGGUUUGAUUUUAUUCUAUUUUUGAUGGAAAAUGGAUAAUCCCAGAGCAGCAACGCUGGAAUGUGCACUUUGGCUUUUGAACCAGAAUUUCAUUUGAUCCUAAACCUGGGGGAGGGCAGGAAAGCGUGUAAAAACUUCCCCUCCCUUUCUUCAAAGGACCAAACAUGAUUCCCUUCUCUCUCUGUUCAGAGCCCUUCUCCCUCUGUUCAGAGCCCUUCUCCCUCUGUUCAGAGCCCUUCUCCCUCUGUUCAGAGCCCUUCCCCUGACCAGCUUUACAGCAUCGUUUUCCUGGCUCGCAGCAGUGACCCUCUGGCUUUGCUUGUUCUGGGUGCAGACACAGAUUUUUUGGUCAUCCCUUUGGCUCUGUUCAUUUAACAUCACCACACCAGGAAGCGUUUUCCAGAGGGUCUUCAUGCUGCCAAUGGUUGUUUCUCCUCCAUCCGCAAGUAGGUAACUUAGAAGAAACUCUGCUACUCGUUUUAAUCCAUUUGGCAGCAUUCAGUAUGAUUUGCAUGUAUCCAACCCUUUUUCCUUUUUUUUUUUUUUUAAUGCUAACUCAACAGGCAUGAAAAAAAUCUUUGCAGUGAAUAAACUGUUCUGUUUGAAAUAAAGGAGCUAUCCAUAAUCAAAAUAAAUGACAAUGUUUAAUAAAGA
Messenger RNA from Columba livia (rock pigeon), 3485 nucleotides. RefSeq names its product leucine rich repeat containing 75A (gene LRRC75A). The transcript has 4 exons. Lineage: Eukaryota; Metazoa; Chordata; Aves; Columbiformes; Columbidae. The record is from RefSeq and is a predicted model, not a curated record. The coding region runs from base 691 to 1782 and encodes 363 amino acids.